Balaenoptera musculus (blue whale) is the source of this 7410-nucleotide messenger RNA. RefSeq names its product glucuronidase beta (gene GUSB). The record is from RefSeq and is a predicted model, not a curated record. The coding region runs from base 66 to 2024 and encodes 652 amino acids. The transcript is spliced from 12 exons. Lineage: Eukaryota; Metazoa; Chordata; Mammalia; Artiodactyla; Balaenopteridae. Gene Ontology annotation, molecular function: signaling receptor binding; carbohydrate binding; beta-glucuronidase activity. Gene Ontology annotation, biological process: glucuronoside catabolic process; carbohydrate metabolic process.
GCCCCGCCUCCCGCGCUCACGGCACCGGGCGCGGGGCUGCUGGCAGCUAGGGGCCCGCGGGAACCAUGCUCCGGGGGCUGGCGGGCGCCUGGGCCGUGCUCGGCCCGCUGCUCUGGGGCUGCGGGCUGGCGCUGCUGCAGGGCGGGAUGCUCUACCCCCGGGAGAGCCGGUCGCGGGAGCGCAAGGAACUGGACGGCCUCUGGAGGUUCCGCGCCGACUUCUCCCAGAACCGGCGCCAGGGCUUCGAGCAGCAGUGGUACCGGACGCCGCUGCGGGAGUCGGGCCCCAGCCUGGACAUGCCGGUUCCCUCCAGCUUCAAUGACGUAGGCCAGGAUGGGCGGCUGCGGAGCUUCGUUGGCUGGGUGUGGUAUGAACGGGAGGCCACCCUGCCCCAGCGAUGGACCGAGGACCUGGGCACAAGAGUGGUGCUGAGGAUCGGCAGCGCCCACUACUACGCCAUCGUGUGGGUGAAUGGGGUCCAUGUGGCAGAGCACGAGGGGGGCCAUCUCCCCUUCGAGGCUGACAUCAGCAAGCUGGUCCAGAGUGGGCCCCUGUCCUCCUGCCGCAUUACCAUCGCCAUCAACAACACGCUCUCCCCCCACACCCUGCCGCCAGGGACCAUCCUCUACAAGACGGACACCUCCAAGUACCCCAAGGGUUACUUUGUCCAGAACACAAACUUUGACUUCUUCAAUUACGCGGGACUGCAUCGGACUGUGCUCCUCUACACCACGCCUACCACCUACAUCGAUGACAUCACCGUCACCACCGACGUGGACCAAGACACUGGGCUGGUGAAUUACCAGAUCGUCGUCCAGGGCAGUGAGCACUUCCAGCUUGAAGUGUGUCUCCUGGAUGAGGAAGGCAGGGUCGUGGCCAAGGGGACAGGGGGCCGGGGCCAGCUGCGGGUGCCCAGUGCCCACCUCUGGUGGCCGUACCUGAUGCACGAGCACCCUGCCUACCUGUACUCGUUGGAGGUGAAGCUGACCGCACAGACGGCUGCUGGGUUUGUGUCUGACUUCUACACCCUCCCCGUGGGGAUCCGCACUGUGGCUGUCACAGAGAGCCAGUUCCGCAUCAACGGGAAGCCUUUCUAUUUCCACGGGGUCAACAAGCAUGAGGAUGCAGACAUCCGAGGGAAGGGCUUUGACUGGCCGCUGCUGGUGAAGGACUUCAACCUGCUGCACUGGCUGGGUGCCAAUGCCUUCCGCACUAGCCACUACCCCUACGCAGAGGAGGUGAUGCAGCUCUGUGACCGCUAUGGGAUCGUGGUCAUCGACGAGAGUCCCGGCGUGGGCAUCGUGCUGGCCCAGAGCUUCAGCAACGUGUCUCUGCAGCACCACCUGGAGGUGAUGGAGGAGAUGGUCCGCAGGGACAAGAAUCACCCGGCUGUUGUGAUGUGGUCUGUGGCCAACGAGCCUGCUUCCUUCCUGAAGCCGGCUGGUUACUACUUUAAGACGCUGAUUGCCCACACCAAAGCCUUGGACCCCUCCCGGCCCGUGACCUUUGUGACCAACUCCAACUAUGAAGCAGACCUGGCGGUGCCGUAUGUGGACGUCAUCUGUGUGAACAGUUACUACUCCUGGUAUCAUGACUACGGGCACAUGGAGGUGAUUCAGCUGCAGCUGGCAACCCAGUUUGAGAGCUGGUAUAAGACCUACCAGAAGCCAAUUAUUCAGAGCGAGUACGGAGCAGAAACCAUCACAGGGUUUCACGAGGAUCCACCUCUGAUGUUCAGUGAAGAGUACCAGAAAGGCCUGCUUGAGCAGUAUCACGUGGUUCUGGAUCAGAAGCGAAAAGAAUAUGUGGUUGGAGAGCUCAUCUGGAAUUUUGCUGAUUUUAUGACUGACCAGUCACCACAGAGGGCGAUAGGCAAUAGAAAAGGGAUCUUCACUCGUCAGAGACAACCGAAAAGUGCAGCAUUCCUGUUGCGAGAGAGAUACUGGAAACUUGCCAAUGAAACCAAGUACCACGGGUCAGCUGUGAAGUCACAGUGUGUGGGAAACAGCCCGUUUACUUUUUAAGCAAGAACUACCUCUCUGCCGACACGGGCUCUGUCAGCCCCUCCUUCCCAAGCAGGGGGCGACUUCCACAGGACACAGAGCAAGCGCUUCCUGGACUGUGCAUGGCAGACCGGGAAGUUUCUGGUCUGGAUUUUGUGGUCAUUUGCUAGAAGGGAACGUUAGAGGUGAAAAUAAAGGCUUCUGGAGUAUGAGAAUAAAGAGUUGGCUUAAAAGUGACCAUCCAUAAAUUCAGUGAUCUGUACCGCUGAAGCAUCUGAAAUUGUUCUUCUGUGUCAGGCUGUUUUCAUGGCCUUAACCGAGUACGGAGUCUUGAGAAACCUCUGCUUCAGCACUCGCCACAAUCAGAGUCGCUGGAUACAGACUGUGUGCUGCCACAGGAACAGCCCUACCGCUUUAGGGCCACCUGUGCUCAGGUGCCACCUGUGCUUUAGGCCAGCCUUGACUUGAGUGGGUGACAGUAAAAGACAAGUGCUAGUAACUCCACAGAUAAGCCAAAGUCCCAGCAAAUUCACAGAAAGUAGUAUCAUGCUGGAAUAAUGCACAAGGUCGAGGUACCAGUGUCCAGAGUUAAGCUGACAUGUAAGCAUAAGAAAGGUAAGAGUUGAGGAAUGUCAGAAUUGGAAGGGAGCUGAGAGGUUACCAGUUCUUCUGGGACGUUCUUCCAACCUCAGCCAUAGUUUUUUCUGGACUGAGAGGGACAGAUGGGCGUAGAAGCCCACUGGGCCAUCACAGCUGAUUCCAGUGAAUGUGAUAAGGCCUCUUUAAACGGGCUGGGCCUGCAGACAAGUAGGACAGGCUUUUGUACCUCUGGGUGACGCCACCCGCUCUGCUCCUGAGGAUGGUCUUUCCUUAUGGAAUCUUUCCUCCUCCUCCUCUUCCACAGGCUCCAUUAAGGCAAAUAAGGCACACUUUGUAAGAGUUCAGUGUUCACCUAUCUUGGUUUAAAGCUGAAAGCUUUGGAAAAAUACUGUCCAAUCAAAUAGAAGACCAUGAAACAAUACAAUUCUUAAUACAGAGCUUGAUCUACUUCACUUGCGGGGGAUUUCACAUCUCAACACAUGCCCUUUUUUACUCUUCCUUUCCAAGCUCCAUGAAAGAAACAGUACAGAUAAUUUAACCUCAUUUUAGUGGCCAUCUUUAGACCAUUUUUAAGAAAUGAGAGUGUAGUCAGUUCAAAUAAUAAGUUAGGAAUUCUAGUGGUUACAUAUUUCUUUCAUUACCACUAAACUUAAGUCCCUUGAAGUAAUCAAGUUUUGUGUUCCAGUUUAAUGUCAAGGAAUAAUAUAUAAAACUCUUUACUUGACAGACAUUAAAAAAAAAUUAAACAUCACAAACACACUUAAAUGUUUUACAAAUUAGAGGUAAGGUCCAUUUCUUAAGUCCUAAGGUUCUAACACAGGGCACAUUUGUUCUAUUCAAUAAAAUAUGGCUAACUGCAUUUCAAAUGGAAUCAUCUUUCUUACAGAUGUUAACUUUUUAGAAGUUUAUAACAGUGGAGUGUUCGAGGUGAGCUAAAGUAAAGCAGUGGAAAAACAGCUGAUUAAUACAUUCUAUGUGCUUACAGAACUGUAAGCAGUAACAUCUUUUUCAUUAAUUCUCGACAACCACAUACAUCAUAAAUCAACAGGAAUUCCAAGAACUAGACUCUCUGAGAAUUCUGCUGUGUCUCCUCUAAGUUACAUAUAAUUUAAGAGAAGAAGAAUCAACUCAGUACACCUGUAGAAAUGAAGCUACAGAAACAAUUUCAAGAAUAAUUUAUAAGACUGAAUUCAUUUCUGUUGCUUUUUUGAAAUGCAAUACUGCAGUAUAAGAAUGAGGGCAGCACAACUUCCACAGGUAACUUCUACAUUUAUUUUAUACCAAAAAGUUAUGUGCAACAAAUAAACAUUCUUACAUAUUUACAUUUGUUUUUACCAGUUAGCAAAACUGUGUCCUAAAUCUCUGAUAAAGAAUAUUUCUAUCUAUAUUAAAGGGGAAAUCUGCCCAGUGAACUCCAUUUUAAAUGAAUGUUUACUCUGGAGCUUAAAGCACUAGUAAUAAAUAUUUUUGAUGGAACGUACUAUACAGAUCAUACACCUAAUACUUAGGCCAUGCUUAAUAGUUUUAUAACAAAACAUUUCACCUUUUCUGGGCUAAUUUGUCGAAAAAAAUGUUUAACCAAGUAGCCUGGACGCCUACCCCCGCCCCCUUUGAUUUAUUGAAGGGUAGCUCUCACAAAUUAGGAAUCAUAAGUGCUGCCUAAAAUAUCUGAAUAGAAAUGUUUCACCAGUGCUUGCCUGUUGGGGAGAAAUACACGAGGACAAAGACUGAAUAUUAGGUAUUCCUUCCCAAAUAGGUUACCAAAAAUGAUAGUGGGCUUCUUGUUGGCAUUUGUUCAGUACUGAUUUUUCAGGAAAAGAUCUGUCAGCAUUCAUUGGUGUCAAGCUUUGCUGAAGACAACUUUGCACUUUUGCUGAUAGUCUUAAAAAUAAAUGAAAUACAAGAAAAGUAAAGCCAACUAACAGUUUUAAUUUCACUGUAGUCUUGGUCCUGUAUCCUACCUAGUAGGUCCAAGGAUCUCUUGUACCAAAUGAUAGAUCUUUGUCUCUUUGUAAGAAAAUAGUCAAUGCUUUCAACAUCCUUAGAAGUAAUGGAUUUAAGGAGAGGCUCUAUACAUCAACUAAAGUAAUUCCUGGCACACAGCUAGUUAAACCUGAGUUAUUCACCAGACGUUUACCCUCACUGAUAGCAACUAGCUGCAGUGAAAAAUACCAAACCCUCCAAACCACCUAGAUUCCCUAGAAUCUAUCAUCUAACCACAACUUCUCUUAUUUCUUCAAAUGAUAGGACUGUCAAGUAGAUAAGAGGCUUCAUUGUUACAAAUCAUUUUGAAAACCAAGAAGCAGAAAUUCAAUUUCUUCCCUAAUCUGUUCUUCCACAUUGGUGGCUAAUAAUGUUGCAGUGUUUAAAUAUUCUGUCUAAAAUAGUCAAAAUAGCCCUCAGAUUUUAUAACAUGGGGUUUUCUCCCUCUUCUGGGAUGUAACUGAGGAUGUAGAGGGAAGCCUAAAUUCUUCCCGGGCAAAAAUACCAAAUCACACGCAUGGGGGGGGGUGGGGUGCGGGGGACAGGGGCAGGUCCUUUGCUUACAGCGAUAUGGGUGUCACCACACUGGUAUUUCAGGCAGCACGUGGUCAUCACCCAGUGAAAAGAAGGAUAUUAAUUCUGGGGUCAUAGGAAUGUGGCAACAAUUUUUCUACAACUGAAACAGUGGUUUCCCCAAGGCUUAGAAAAGCAAAGGAAAAACUCGAAGGGUCUGGCUGAACACUGACGUUCUCUCAUGUAAGAGUUGAAGAUGAUCGCAAGAACGCAACAUCAAGACAAGCUUUAACUCUACUCUGCUGAUUGAUACAAAAUAUGGUGAAAAACAAUUUUAAAUUGGGACACGAGGAACUUGUUUAGCACGACCAGAGUUAUAUAUACCACGAAGUCUUCACCAUGAAGCCAGUUCCACUCUAGCGGAGAAAAGAGAAGCAGUAAACUGCUGGGUAGGCGGGAAGCACUGCUACAAGAUGACCUUGUUGCACGGUUCUCCAGCGUUAGGACUUGUUUCUCCAUAAAUAUCAGACAUCUAAUCAAUGCUUUCUAGAGUUCUUUAACUAUAGAAACAAGAACAAUACAUAGAUAAUAAAACAGGCAUUGAAAUAUUCACAUUCUUGGGAGAACAUAAGCCUUGAUGAAAUCUGAAUUAAGCUAUCUUUUACAAAACUCGUUUAAACUGGUUGAAAGUACAUUACAACUCAGAUUUUAUACCUGCCUUGGGCCAGAAGAAUACAUUGCAUCAAUUAUGACAGUUAGUUGGAAACUGCUGAACAGUUGCUGACUCUGCACGUUACAGUUUACAGAGCAGAGCCUGUCCCCUCCCUUCAAAAGAAGGCAAAUAAAGCACUCAGAAGUUACCGGUCUCUUUUUAACAUAAUGAUGAAUGGAAUUGGAAGCAAAAACAUGGCUACUACUUCUCAAUCUAAGGAAUAAAAUGAUCAUACAGAACCUUUCUAUAGAAUGCAAGUUUUCUACUUCAUGCUAAGAAAGGAAGGAAGGACACUUCUGCCCAAGUUCAACACACAAAAUAUUUGGUUUGAGAUUUAAGACAGAAGGCACUUUGAACAAUCUGAUAUAAGAUGUUAACCAUAGAAACAUACUAUCACUAUUUCAUUUGGGUUUAUUCAGAUCACUUUCAAAAACUCUGCAUUUGGGUAGUUAUUAGAAAGAGUACUGUAUUUCACCUUGAGAUAUUUCUACCUUUAGUACUCCUCCCAGUUAAGCAAACUGAGCAGCAUGUCAGCCCUAAAGUUUACAAAUCCAGUAUCUGACUCUAAAACAAUUAAACUAGACAUCUGGUUAAUUAGUGUAGAAAGAAACAGGGAAAACACUACAGAGUUACCCAAGAGCAAUCCUACUCUGGAGCGACUGGGCUUAUACUGAUGAUUUCAAAGUCAAUACUGUUUGGUUGACUGGCACCAAUGUUAAGGAAAAUAAUCUGCAUGAAAAUUCAACUGUUGUAAGAGAUUUUACCUAAAAAUGCCAUAUUAAUAUUUCCAGCUUUUCUCCAAAGAAAUCUACCCAUUUUCCCAUCUUUAGUAUACUGAAGGCCUUGGACUUGAAAGUCUGGUCACAUGACUCAUUCUGUAAUGUUAUAAUUGAUCCAGUUUUAUGACUAGGUACAAGCUUGACUUGAAUGUCCAAAUUUAGUUUCCUCCUUUCAGAGGAAGGAGAUGAAAGGGAACCAAUCACCCUAUUAUUUUUGCUGUCAAUGCUAGACCCACAGCUCUCAGUGCUUUUCACAAGAUGCUCUGUAUGGACUUAACUAUUUUCACUAUUUCUUCAGUCAACGUUGAGCUGACAUUUCUUCAUUGCUACACUUCAACUAAACUGUACAGUAAGUUCUGCAGGGAUGGAUCCAAUAUUUCUACCUUUAUUUACAAAUAUCACAUGAAUGGAUUCUAGUUGAAUCUACAUGUUUAAAUCCAUCAGCUAAAAACAUUACAUAUUGUAAACAUGGCAAUAUUUAAUACAGUAUCUAUUCUAAAAUAUUUUCAUGUCAUGAUCACAUUUGUUAUAGCUGAAAUUUAAUUUAUACACAUUAGAGAAUUACUAGCAAUGGUUGCUCACUUUACAAUUGAGGGAAGGAGGCUAGGGCUACAUUUAUUAUUUCAGAAACAUCUCCAAAGUAAAGUUAAAGCUUGUCUUUGAUUGGCUCGGCGUAUCCUCUUUGUUUUUUUGUAUCCAUAUUUAAAAUGAAGAUUGACACAGAAAAUAGCUAGAGCCCCUUCUAAUUUACAGGAUUUUAAAAAAUCAGUUUAAGAUUCUUAGGGAAAGUGUCUGUUGUGAAGAAUUAAAAAAAAAAAAA